Messenger RNA from Amoebophrya sp. A120, 552 nucleotides. The record is from the annotation of a GenBank genome assembly. Lineage: Eukaryota; Dinophyceae; Syndiniales; Amoebophryaceae.
CGACAUCCCGGCUCAUUUUCAGUACAUCGCCACCCACCGCACCCGCAUCCGCGGCCGGAAGGCGAGCUGCGGGCUCGCGGCCGAGCCCCAUCGCCAGUGCGUGUACUUUCGUAGCUUGAACGGCAAAAGGUAUAAGAUCCCGCUGCGCACCGACGACCACCUUCGGGAGCUGGUGCGGGAAUCCGGUCAGGACCUUGUUGGCGCCGACUGGCGCUGGGUUGCGGCGCGGAAGGAGUUGCACCUCCACCACAAGUAUCAAAUGCAAAAAUGUCUGGGUCUGGAAGAAUUCGUGUUUGUCAUGCUUGUCUGGCAUGAUUCUUAAAUCUGUGAUGCACGUUCCCCAAGAGCCCCAUUUUUCUGUGAUGCAGAAGCGCAGUUUGUCAUGCAGAAUAGCCAACACCUAGGAGCUCAGAAACUUGUCAUGCUGAGCCAGCAUCUGUAGCCUCAUGAUGAGACGCCACCCAGCAUCACAAGUUUCCAGACCCAGACAUUUUUACUUUUGAUAACAAGAAGGCGGCGGCAAGUGCGGCCGCAGCUCCCGUUGGAUCAAAC